CUCAAUUCUCCAUGCGUGUUGUGGCUACCAACACACCUACGUCUCUCUCGCUCAGCCAUAUUAGGCUUGUAUUCCUUCUAUUGUUCCCGACCGCUCGAUUUGGCGCCUUUAAACCAUAAUGCCUCUCGACUUCAACAUCACCUCCACAUGGGACGGGAAGCCCCUCGGCAGCCAGCCACCCGUCCAGCUGCACCUGUCGGGGAGUCCCGACGGGGAACACCUGGAGGUCAGCAUCAUCGCCCCCUUCCACGGUGACCCCGCCUCGUCCCCAGCGCCCUCGGGGGUGUCGGUGAUGCCACUCUGGCGGGACGAAGUGGUGGAGGCUUAUUUCCUGAACGACGAAGACCAGUACUUCCAGGUGCAAUUAACUCCACGGGGACACUACCAAGCCCUCCUCUUCAACGGCGAGAGGGUCAGAAUCCGCUUCCACCUGCCGCUGAUGACCACCGCCCGCAUCAACCAGGAAUCCAACACCUGGACGGGAAUGGUGAAGAUUCCCGUUGAAUACUUGCCUCGGAAUGUAACGAAGUUCAACGCUUUCGCCAUGCACGGAGAGAACCCAAACCGCCAGUUCUUGAGUCUUUUCCCAUCUGACGGAUCUCUCGAAAAACCUGACUUCCACGUGUUGCGGUUCUUCGAAGAGGUCAACUUCACCCAGGUGCUUGAUAACGUCCCCCAGGAAUCAUCUCAGCUGUGGCUUGAUGCUAUCGAAGGGAUCUUCAGGUACCACAUCAAGACGGAGUGGAACAGCAAGCCCGUGACCCAUGACCCGGUCGAGAUUAAACUCCAAGGCUUCGAGGCCGGCGUUGAGAUGAACGUGACGGCGCCCUUCUUCGACGACCCCAAGCCCGAGGGUCCUUCCGGCCAGCCCUUCUACGGCCUCUGGGACUACGAGGUCGUGGAGAUGUUCUUCCUCAACGACAACGACGAGUACCUCGAGGUGGAGCUCGGGCCUUGGGGGCAGCACCUCCUCCUCCUGCUCAAGGGCGCCCGCAACGCCAUCAAACACUCGAUGCCCCUGGACUACUUGGCCCAAGUCCCAGCGUCGACGGACGGCAAGUGGAAGGGCUCGGCCUUGAUCCCCGAGUACUUCCCCCCGAACGUCAGCCGCGUCAACGCCUACGCCAUCCACGGCACCGACAAGGCCCGCGUGUACGAGUCCCUGUUCCCGGCGCCCGAGAACGACCCGGACUUCCCCCAGCCGGACUUCCACCGCCUGGAGCUGUUCAAGCCGAUCGACUUCCAGUUCCAAGUGCCCAACAACUCGGAGUACUCGCAGCUGUGGCAGGACGCCAUGGCCAGCGGCGGCAGCUCCUCGACGGGGAUCUCGCCGGUGGUUAAGGACGAGGAGGAGGUGGAGGUAACGACGACGCUGGGUCUCCGCGACGUUGACGAGGAGUUCGUGACCACGUUCGCUCCCGAGACGGAGAGGCCCUUCCCCUCCUCGACGCGCCGCAGGGGAGGCCAGGGAGGCUCCCCCACGCGGCGAAGGAGGCCGAUGCCGCACCGGGUCGACUCGGAGGAGGACGUGUCGCGAGGGCAGAGCCGGAAGGAGGACCAGUCUCUGUUCCAGCAGCGGCGAGGCGAGGCGCAGUUCUUCGCCCCCGGACCCGUGCCCAGACCUCAUCAGGUCCGGGGAACCGCUCCGGGCCGGUUCCAGGACCGUGUGCUCGUGUCGGAGGCGGCGGACCAGAAUCGGAAUGUCGACCAGCGGUUCUCGCAGGGGGCUGAUGGAUUCCAGAACCAAGGAUUCCAGUUCCAGGACCAAGGACGCCCCCAGGCAGCAUUCCAGGAUCAAGGACGCCCCCAGGUAGCAUUCCAGGACCAAGGACGCCCCCAGGCAGCAUUCCAGGAUCAAGGACGCCCCCAGGUAGCAUUCCAGGAUCAAGGACGCCCCCAGGCAGCAUUCCAGGAUCGGGAUAGGUUCGAAGAGGCUCGCCCAUUCCAGAACCAAGGUCAGUUCCGACCUCCACAGCAGGAUCGCAAUCGGUUUGAAGAAACUCGCCCAUUCCUGGACCAAGGGCGGCCACAGCAGGAUAGGUUCGAAGACACUCGCCCAUUCCAGAGCCAAGGGCAGUUCAGACCUCCACAGCAAUUCCAGGGCCAAGGCCAGCAGCAAUUCCUACCUCCGCAGCGAUUCCAAGAAGAGAGAGAGCAGCUAUUCCAGACCCGACCCGAAGCGCCAGCGUUCCAGGAGGCCGACCAGUACGAAGAGACGCAGCCGUUCCCGCAGGACCAAGACCCGCAGGCGUUCCUGGCGCCGCAGCCGGACCCAGAGCAGUUCGAGACGCAGCCGCCGUUCUUCCCGGAAGAGGAGGAGGAGGAGGAGGAGUUCCUGGCGCCGCAGAGGCCGAGCCCGAGCGUUCCCAGCAGCCAGCCCAGCAGGGUGUUCAGCAGCCCGCCGCUCGUGAGGGAGGGCGAGCAGGUGGCGUCGCCGGAGGUGGAGGCGGCCAUCCAGACGCUGUCGCAGGGCACGCCGGCGCUGCCUCCCCCCCACCCCGUGUGCUUCGAGGCGGGCCUGGUCCCUGACUACCAGCUGUGCUACGCCUUCCACGAGUGCGUGAUCGAGGACGGCGAGUGGCAGAUGUACUCGUGGCGCUGUCCUCCAGGCCACGUGUACGACCCCAUCAACGUAGAGUGCAUACGGGGGCGGUGCGCCAGCAGGAGGAGGCUCGGCUGAGGGGGCGUCGAGGUCGGGAAAGGGACGGCGCGGAAAUGAGCAGAAGAAAAACCACAAAAAGUUAAAAUAAAGUCAAAACACAUGCACAAACAAUGAAUAAAAAAAAAAAAAAUAAAACAUAAAAUAAAGCUCAUUUUAGUGGUUUAAAACGAGCUGAAAAAAAUGAAAAGUCAAAACACAUACACGAAAGAUAAAAUACACACCAAACAAAGAAACAAAACAAGAGCUCAUUUUCGCGUGUUGACGAACAAAGAAAACGGAAGAAAAAAAGGGGAAACUCAACCACAUGUGUACACUUUUAUGGAACCUUUUUCAGGGCGUCUUGAACUUCCAAGAACUGACUCGAAGAAGCAGAGAGACCCCGGGAAAACUAUUCUAUAUUUUGCAUAUUAUUAAGUUGAAUUACGCUGUUGCGGGCAUAUCAUGACUGAAGUUAGUUUCAUAAGCCUUAUUUACCCAAUACAUUCCAGUUAUUGUGUGUCUUGUCUCUGCUGAUUCAGCAGGUUGUUAUUUGUUACAAUAAAAGAUUUGUGAUUAUAA
This is a messenger RNA of Penaeus vannamei (Pacific white shrimp), 3220 nucleotides long. The record is from RefSeq and is a predicted model, not a curated record. Lineage: Eukaryota; Metazoa; Arthropoda; Malacostraca; Decapoda; Penaeidae.